This is a messenger RNA of Prorocentrum cordatum, 2235 nucleotides long. NCBI's taxonomy places the organism in Eukaryota, Dinophyceae, Prorocentrales, Prorocentraceae. The record is from the annotation of a GenBank genome assembly.
AUGUCGGCCGGGUCGGACGACGGCGAGGACCACCCAGAGGCCGAGGAGAAAUUGGGCGAGUUGCCCAACUUCGGCGAGCCCAGGCGGCACGGCCACAGGAGACGCCCAGGACAUCAUUCUGACAGGCAGCAAAAGCAGUUGAAGGAGUUGCAGGAGGAGCGCUCGUUCACGGCGCAAGAGGUCAAUCGCCUCUACUCCGCGUUCGAGGAGAGCCGGCAGCAGGUGGCAGAAUUGGAGCGCCAGGUCGCGACGCUGAAGCAGAAGGAUCAGGAGAAGGCGGUGCAGCUCCGCAAGUGGGAGGCCAGCUCAGAGAAAGACAAGGGAGACAGCAUGACCUUCCGAAAGCAGAUGGCCGUCCUGUCGGAGCGAUGCGCGAAGGCCGAGGCCGAGCGAGCGGCCAUGCAGCAUCAGCUGGAGAGGACACAGGACCUCGGCGGCGCCUCUGACACGCUGGCGCAGCAGCUCGAGCAGGCCCACGGCAGCGUCGCCCAGCUCACGGCGGAGCGCGACGAGCUGUCGAAGCAGCUGGCGGCCGCGAGCGCGGAGAUGGAGCUCGCGGAGGCCGCGGCCGAGUGCUCUGGCCUGCGGGCGCAGCUCGACCUGGCGCGGGCGGGCGAGGGCCGGCUCUCGGCGCAGCGAGACGAGCUCGAGCAGCGCCUCGCGGGGAGGGACGAGGAGGUCAGGAGCUUGUCGGCGCAGGUCGGCGCGCUCACCGCGCAGCUGCAGCAGGGCAGCGGGACCAGCGAGGCGCUCGCCGCGGCCACCGCCGAGUCCGCCGCGCUGAGGGCCGGCCUGGCCGACGCCCAGGCGCAGGUCGGCGCGCUGACCGAGCAGUUCCAGCAGAGCGGAGCCGCGGCCAGCGAGAGGCUGCUCGCGGCAGUGGCAGAGGCCAUGUCUCUCAAGCAGAGGCUGGCGGAGGCCGAGGCACAGGCCGGCGCCUCGGUCUCGCAGAGCGAGGCGCUGGCGGCGCUGACUGUGGAGUCGGGCGCGCUCAGGCAGCAGCUGGCGGACUCCCACGCGCAGGUGGCUGAGGCGCAAGGCCAGUGCGCCGCUCUGGCCAGGCAGCUGCAGGAGAGCGCGCGCUCGAACGAGGACCUCAUCAGAGGCUCGCUGGAGGUGGGCCCGCUGAGGCAGCGGCUGGUCGACGCCGAGGCAUUGGUCGGCGAGCUCACGCAGCAGCUCCAGCAGAGGACCACCUCGAGCAGCCAGCUGGCCGCCCUCUCCGCGGAGUCUGGCGCGCUCAGGGAGGAGCUGGCCUCGGCGCAGAGCAGCCUGCUCCAGCUCACGGCCGAGCGAGAAGCGAUCAGGGCGAGCCUCGCGGAGUCGGAGGACAGGUGCGCGCAGCUGCAGGCCGCCCACGGGCCGCAGAGAGCCGAGCUGGACAGGCACAGCGCGCUGGCAGCAGAGAGGGGCUGCCGAGCGGGGCCUGAGCGAUUCGACAUCUCCGACGACGCGGGAGCCGAGGUGGUGGCGGGGCCAUCGACGAGCUGUGCGCCGAGCGGGCCGGCCAGCCCACCGGGGGACGAGACCUCGCCGGAGCGCCAGCUCGCCAGCGCCAAGCAGCUGGCCGAGCAGUCCGCGGCGGAGGUCGCCGCGCUCCGCGCCGAGCGCGAGCGCCUGCGCGCCGACCUCGAGGCACUGAGGGGCCGGCUGCAGCUCGCGGAGGCCCCGCCCGCCGCCACGGCGGGCGCGGACGACGGCGCGGCGGGGGCGGAGCAGCGGGCCAGGGAGGCGCCGCACGGCCCGAGCGGCCGCGCCGCGGAGCCGGGCAGGCUGCAGCUGGAGGCCGACGCGCUGCGGCAGGAGCCAGAGGAUGCGAGGCGGUCUCGGAGCGCCGACGCCCGGGCCCUUGCCUCCGCCGCCGCGCAGGGCGGCGAGCUGGCGCAGCUGCGGCAGAAGAUCGGCGCGGUGGAGGAGGAGAAGCAGGUGAUGCUGGAGCACCUGCGGGAGCACCUCGUGCGGCUCGCGCGCGAGAACUCCGAGCUGCGGCUGGGCCUCGGCGGCCGCGGCCCCUUCCCGGACGGGGGCGGCGCCUCCGCCGGGGACGGCGCUGGCCACCCGCGCGCGCCUUCGCCCCGCCCGCGGGCGCCGGAGCAGUCCAAGGCCAAGGAUGCGAGCAGCGGUGCGCUGACGUACGUCCUCUCGCCCUUCCUGUCGGGCGGCGGCAGCGAGCCGCCCGAGGCGCAGGCGCGGGCCCUCACCGCCGGGGCGCGCCCGAGGCUGAUCCUGGCGUGA